Molecule: messenger RNA, 1820 nt
Organism: Malania oleifera
Lineage: Eukaryota; Viridiplantae; Streptophyta; Magnoliopsida; Santalales; Ximeniaceae
Exons: 2
Coding region: 969-1418 (149 amino acids)
Source: RefSeq, a predicted model, not a curated record
GGUUUCAUAAUUGCUUGGUUAAUUUAUUUGUUGGCAGAGAAGUGCAUGCAUGUUGCCCAAAAGAAAUACCAAGAGGGAAAAAGGAAAAAGAGAAAAAAAAAAAUGAAAAAAAGAAAAGAAAAAAGAUAUAUAUCCCGUGUCUCGAGAUAUGUAUCUCGGUAUGUGUUCCUAAAAGACACAAGGAUGAACCUUCUGUUUUGAGGCUCGUACGAGUGAAGGGCCCAUCCUUGUGUUUUUCGGAAACAUAGACCGAGGUACAUAUGCCGAAAAUAUUAUUAUUAUCAUUAUUUUGGCUAAAGUAACUGCUAUUGUUUUUUAGGUUAUUUUUAUUUUUAUUGUUAUUAUUGUUUUGGAGCACAGCUAUUGGGGCAUAGGUGCAUCAUCCUCCCGUGAGAAUUUCCCUUGCGGGCGGGCUUAUGCAGUUAUCACGUUGUAUUUGCUUCAACACUUGAUUUAUUUUUGGUUUAUCAACAAAAGUUAUAUGGUUGCACUUAUAAUUGAUCGGUGAAUUGCAAGGAUCAAAUCUCAAAAUUUAUGCUUUCAAUUAUUAUCUUAAUCAAAACUAAGGAUAAGAUGUCAAACAAUUCUUAAAUAGUGUUGUUUUGAGGCAUCACUUUGAAAAUUUUAAUUUGUAUGAAUUGAAAAAAUGACCUAAUAUAAUUUCAUACUAAAUUUUAUUUAAGUUUAUACAGAUUUAAGUUUAAAUUUUAAAAUAUAUAUUCUCUAAGAUAUAAAAGGGAGUGAUCAUAUUCAAAUGGUUGAAAUUGUUAAAAGAUGUAUAUUUUUUAUUUGUUAAUUUAGUUAAUUGUUUAGUUAAAGUUGUUAUUUGAUUCUUGAAUUGUUAAGUUUAGCUAUGGGUUUUUGUAUAUAUAUUCUUGUAAUCUUCUCUUUGAAUACAAUUCCGUAAUAUACAUUAUAUUUUUUUAACAUGGUGUCAGAGCAUUCUAUCCCACUCUCUCCGCUUGCAAAUGGCGAUGGACGAAGUCUUCGCUGGGAAUGAAAGCCACAAGACCUGCGUUGUCUUUGGCGGCCGAGGCUUCUCGAAAGAUUGCUCGUUCUCCAGCUCCUUAAACUCGGUAACUGGAUCAUAUGAAUCGCCAAUUCCGCUCAAUCUCUCGAGUUUGAUCCGUCUGAGCGCACUUCUCCCCGCCGUUUGCCGAUCGUUCUUUGCAGAUCUACUCUUCGUAUCUUCUUUUUAUGCCUUUUCACCUCUGAAUCUUGCUGGAUCGCUAAGCGUUUUUCGUUUUGCUUCCAUUUUCCAAGCAAGCAUCACUCUUGCAUGUCGUUGUUCCCUGCAAAGAGUUCUUGGUUCCUUCGUCGAGCGUCCUGUCGUCUUCCUCUGCAGAUCCUCUCGCGACCUCGAGUUUUACGACUACUUCUCUAGCUCCAGUGUCUUUAUUCUUAUUCCGGCUACAUGAGGAUUUGCCUGUGUGUGCUCCAAGUGUUCGACAGAAUGACACAAAGGAGCUAGUGAUUCACAUUGCUACGACUUACAGAACUAGAUUUGAUCGAACUGUAGCAGAUCUAUUGGAAUGGUUUGCUAAUGUUCAUUUGGAGAUGUUGAUUUCGCUAAUUUUGAUAGGGAGGAUGUUAUUUGUGUGUUUGUUCGCAUUUUCUUGAGUUUGUCAGAAUUUCAGUGUUUUCGGUUUCUCUUUUUCUGAUCGGAUUUCUGUAUUUCCGAUUGUCUGUUGUGUUGCUUUGGUUUUCAUUUCUGUCUGGUACUAGUGUUUGCUUAUUGUUCAGCUCCUUGUUGAGGUGGUCCGCGUUCCAGCGCCCAUGUUAUAAUGAGCUUGCAUUAUCAGAGUUCGGUUGUUUUCUUU